AUGAAGUUUUAUAUUGACGAUUUGCCGGUUUUGUUUCCAUAUCCAAAGAUAUAUCCUGAGCAAUAUCAUUAUAUGUGUGAUAUCAAAAGAACUUUAGAUGCGGGUGGUAAUAGUAUAUUAGAAAUGCCUUCCGGUACAGGCAAAACUGUUUCUCUAUUAUCAUUAACUGUUGCUUAUCAAAUGCACUAUCCAGAACACAGAAAGAUUAUAUAUUGUUCUCGUACUAUGUCUGAAAUUGAAAAAGCAUUGGUUGAAUUGGAAAAUCUGAUGGAUUAUAGAACUAAAGAAUUAGGUUUUAAAGAAGAAUUUAGAGGAUUAGGAUUAUCAUCAAGAAAGAAUCUAUGUCUACAUCCUGUAGUAAAUAAAGAAAGAAAAGGUACUGUGGUUGAUGAGAAAUGUCGUCGUAUGACCAAUGGUCAAGCCAAACGUGCUAUAGAAGCCGAUCCAAAUGCUAACGCUGAAUUAUGUGACUAUCAUGAAAAUUUAUACAAACUAGAAGUUGAUGAUUAUUUACCAAAUGGUGUUUUUUCUUUUGAAAAAUUGAUUAAAUAUUGUAACGAUAAGACCCUGUGCCCAUAUUUCAUUGUACGUCGUAUGAUUUCAAUGUGUAAUAUCAUUAUUUACUCAUACCAUUAUCUGUUGGAUCCAAAAAUUGCAGAAAGAGUUUCAAAUGAAGUUUCAAAAGAUUCUAUUGUUAUUUUUGAUGAAGCGCAUAAUAUAGAUAACGUUUGUAUAGAAUCAUUGUCAUUAGAUCUGACGAAUGAUAUUCUAAAAAAAGCAACAAAAGGUGCGAACACUUUAGCCAAUAAAAUAGAGGACGUAAAGAAAGUAGAUUCUAAAAAAUUACAGGAUGAAUAUGAUAAACUGGUCCAAGGUUUACAUCUUUCAGAAAAUGAAAAUGAGGAUGAUGAACCAUUUGUAGAGAAUCCAGUAUUAUCUGAAGAUAUUUUAAAGGAGGCUAUACCUGGUAAUAUUAGAAGAGCCGAACAUUUUAUUUCCUUCUUAAAGAGAUUGAUCGAGUAUCUAAAGACAAGAAUGAAAGUAUUACAUGUUAUCUCAGAAACACCCAAAUCAUUUUUACAACAUUUAAAACAACUUACUUUUAUAGAUAAAAAACCAUUACGAUUCUGUGCAGAAAGGUUAUCACUAUUGGUGAGGACAUUAGAAGUGACAGAUGUUGAGGACUUUGCUGCAUUGAAAGAUAUUGCAACAUUUGCUACGUUAGUAUCUACAUAUGAGGAUGGGUUCUUAUUAAUCAUCGAACCAUUUGAAUUAGAAAACGCGGCUGUCCCAAAUCCAAUAUUACGUUUUACCUGUUUAGAUGCAUCAAUUGCUAUCAAACCUGUUUUUGAACGUUUUUCUUCUGUUAUUAUUACCUCGGGUACUAUUUCUCCAUUGGAUAUGUAUCCAAGAAUGUUAAAUUUCACCACUGUGUUACAAAAAUCUUAUACGAUGACAUUGACUAAGAAGACCUUCUUACCGAUGAUUAUUACCAAAGGUUCUGAUCAAGUAGCAAUUUCUUCAAGAUUUGAAAUUAGAAAUGACCCAAGUAUUGUUCGUAAUUAUGGUUCUAUGUUAAUCGAGUUUGCAAAAAUUACACCAGAUGGUAUGGUUGUUUUCUUCCCUUCAUAUCUAUACAUGGAAAGUAUUAUUUCUAUGUGGCAAACAAUGGGUAUAUUGGACGAAGUUUGGAAGCAUAAAUUAAUCUUAGUUGAAACUCCCGAUGCCCAAGAAACCUCAUUGGCCUUAGAGACUUAUAGAAAAGCAUGCUCUAAUGGUAGAGGUGCCAUUUUAUUUUCAGUCGCUAGAGGUAAAGUGUCUGAGGGUAUCGAUUUUGACCAUCAUUAUGGUAGAACUGUGUUAAUGAUUGGUAUUCCUUUCCAAUAUACCGAAUCUCGAAUUUUAAAAGCUCGUUUGGAAUUUUUAAGAGAGAAUUAUCAAAUAAGAGAAAAUGACUUCUUAUCUUUCGAUGCAAUGAGACAUGCUGCGCAAUGUCUGGGUAGAGUUUUACGAGGUAAAGAUGAUUACGGUGUAAUGGUGCUUGCAGAUCGUAGAUUUUCCAGAAGAAGAAAUCAAUUACCAAAAUGGAUUGCACAAGGUUUAUCUGAUGCUAAUUUAAAUCUUUCCACCGAUAUGGCUGUCUCCAAUACUAAGAAAUUCUUAAGGACAAUGGCACAACCAACAAAUCCAAAUGACCAAGAAGGUGUUUCAGUUUGGAAUCAUGAAGAGUUAGUGAAACAUCAGGAAGAAAUAGAAAAUAGGAGAACUGGUUUACAUAAUGCUGCUAUCGGCGAAACUGAGGACAUAGAAAUGAAAUAUUAA
Tetrapisispora phaffii CBS 4417 is the source of this 2322-nucleotide messenger RNA. RefSeq names its product TFIIH/NER complex ATP-dependent 5'-3' DNA helicase subunit RAD3 (gene RAD3). Bases 1 to 2322 code for a protein of 773 amino acids. NCBI's taxonomy places the organism in Eukaryota, Fungi, Ascomycota, Saccharomycetes, Saccharomycetales, Saccharomycetaceae. Gene Ontology annotation, molecular function: damaged DNA binding; ATP binding; hydrolase activity, acting on acid anhydrides, in phosphorus-containing anhydrides. The transcript has a single exon. The record is from RefSeq and is a predicted model, not a curated record. Gene Ontology annotation, cellular component: nucleus. Gene Ontology annotation, biological process: transcription by RNA polymerase II; nucleotide-excision repair; positive regulation of mitotic recombination.